Molecule: messenger RNA, 1874 nt
Organism: Macadamia integrifolia
Lineage: Eukaryota; Viridiplantae; Streptophyta; Magnoliopsida; Proteales; Proteaceae
Exons: 3
Coding region: 703-1671 (322 amino acids)
Source: RefSeq, a predicted model, not a curated record
UUCUUUUUCGGAUUCCUUUCCCCGCUUUCUACUCCUUAUUUCUUUGUCAUCGUCUCUCUGGGCGAAUCUCCUCUGCAGUACCACCACCCUGCCCUACCUGAUCCCUCAGUAUCUUUUCUCCAACUCAAUUUCAUUUCUUUAAUCUAUGUUCUGCAUUAUCAUUCACCGUCAAAUCAAAUGUAAGUCUCUUCUCUCGUUACUCGUGAGUUUCAGACUGUAAUCUUCCUAUCCUUUCCUCUCCUCUCUUGCGUUCACUCUUGAGAGAACAAGAGAUUUUUGCAGGUUUUUUCUUCUGUUUCUGAGUUCUUUUUGUUUUCUUUCUUGAAGUUCCUGACCUGUGUGAGGUUCCUGAAGGUUAAAGAACUGGGUUUCUGAUUAAUGAUCAAAAUCUUCUCUUUGAAUAUCUCUUGAAUCUUCUUCCUUCAUCCUAUAGGGGCUUUAGGAAAGGUGGAAUCACCCUGUGGGGAAGAAAGUGGAAAAAGGUUUAAUACUGGGGAAAGUGUUUUUCUCGUGGAAUCUCGUAAAGAUUUCCGGUAAAGUAGAUUCGCAGGUCCCCUUGUUUCCCCUACGAGUUCCAAUUUCUGCAUGAACAGGAGAAGCUUGCAUCCUCAGAAUUGAUUUCUUGUUGUGGGAAUCACACAAAACAGAGUCAUCUCUUUAUCGUUCUUCGAGUUGAAAUUAGUUACUGGAAAAGGUGUUCGAAUGGAAUCAUCUGCAUUUUGUUUGGUUUUUAAAGCAACUGUCGUUCUAGUCGUUUUGUCAUCUCUGUUUAGUUCUUCCAUCGCCGAAAUUCCAUCGGAAUCCGACGGAGGCCCCCAGCAGCCUUUAAAGCCCGGAGAUUUCUCCAGUUCAAACACAGUUCCUGCAUUUCCAGUCCAGACACAAACACAAACCUGCCAUCUAGACCUCUCAGCCGAGCUAUUCGGCGGCGUGAAUGAGGCCUGCGGGAAAAACCUCGACCGCAGCCGGUGCUGUCCAGUACUAGCCGCGUGGCUAUUCGCGGCACAUGCUAGGUCGGCGCUGCAGCUGCCGACGGACACUCCGGCGUCUACUUCGGAUGAUCCGAUGAUGCCGGACGAUUCUCAGAAGUGUGUGAAUUCGCUACAGACGUCUCUUGAGAGCCGUAACAUCCACAUUCCUCAACCAAACGCGACCUGCGAUGCAAUACUGUGUUUCUGUGGGAUUAGGUUGCAUCAGAUCAGCUCCUUGAGUUGUCCCGCUGCGUUCAACCUUUCUUCUCACCAUAACGCGACACCUACAGCCGCCGUGAAGAACUUGGAGUGGAAUUGCCGGAACUCUUCCUAUUCUGGCUGCACUAAGUGCCUUGGAGCACUCGACAAGGUAAAAGGAGAUGGGAAGAAUGGGACAGGUGGAGGUGAUUGGAGGGCAACGAAGAUGUUCAGUAGGGACUGCCAGCUCAUGGGGCUGACUUGGCUACUAGCAAAGAACAAAACGGCGUACAUACCGACGGUGUCGGCGGUGCUGAGGGCUAUAAUGUACAGUGCGCACCCGCCUCACCAGUCCACGUGUAGCCCUGAUCAGGAGAACAUGCCCUUGGCCGUCGAUUCCCUUCAGUUCCAGAGAGAAGAUUCAUCUCACGCUCCUCCUCUUCCUUCAAUAAUCUGGUUAUUGACAGUUCUACCCCUCUUUUUCCUCUCUUCUUCUCUAUGAGGAGCAACAAAACAAAAGAAACAGAAACAGACCCUCACGUGAAGCUACAAGACAAGCUGGCAAAAGCGAAUAUUGGGGGCUUUGUUUUGUUCUGCUUUUGCAAUUUUUGAAUCACUAUGUAAAUUUACUUACGGCUCCCUACCCUACUUAACUGAUUUGUUUUGAUGUUUUACUUCUCAUUAGUAAUUUCCUUACAUUUCUGA